AAGUGGCCCGGUUGUCAUGACAGCGGGGCUGCGUCCCGGGCGCUGGGUGGAGGCGGCCCGGGCUGCUUCUCGGCUGCCACCGCAGCCUGGGGUUGAGGCGGCCGGAGCCGGGGACGGCGACGGCGGCGCCCCCCGAACUCCGCCAGAGGGAGCGACGGCCCGCGCGGGACCGUAGAACGUCGGCCGCGCUCCACCCCCCGCGCGCCCCGGGCGGCAGCGCCGAGCUCUCGCGUCUCCGCAGCCCAAGCCUGCAGAAUGCCCCACAAGAUCGGAUUCGUCGUGGUCAGCUCUUCUGGACACGAGGAUGGCUUCAGUGCCCGAGAACUGAUGAUCCACGCACCAACUGUCAGUGGGUGGAGGUCUCCAAGAUUCUGCCAAUUCCCACAAGAAAUUGUUCUUCAGAUGGUAGAGAGGUGUCGAAUAAGAAAGCUGCAGCUGCUUGCACACCAGUACAUGAUCUCAAGCAAAAUCGAGUUCUAUAUUAGCGAAAGCUUGCCUGAGUAUUUUGUACCCUACCAAGCGGAGCGAUUUCGCAGACUUGGCUACGUCUCCCUCUGUGAUAACCAGAAGACUGGCUGCAAAGCCCGCGAGCUCAAGUCAGUGUAUGUGGACGCCGUGGGGCAGUUUCUCAAGCUGAUAUUCCACCAGAACCAUAUCAACAAGUACAACACCUAUAACCAGGUUGCUUUGGUUGCAGUAAAUAUCAUUGGAGACCCUGCAGAUUUUGGUGAUGAAAGCAAUAUUACCUCUAGAGAGAAGUUGAUUGAUCAUUAUCUUGGGCACAACCCGGAGGAUCCAGCCCUAGAGGGGACUUACGCUGGGAGGUCUGACUAUAUCUCUCCACUGGACGACUUGGCUUUUGACAUGUACCAAGACCCCGAGGUUGCACAGAUCAUCCGCAAGUUGGAUGAAAGGAAGCGGGAAGCUGUCCAAAGGGAGCGUUAUGAUCACGCCAAGAAACUGAAGCAGGCUAUCGCUGACCUGCAGAAGGUGGGCGAGCGUCUGGGGCGAUACGAGGUGGAGAAGCGCUGUGCGGUGGAGAAGGAGGACUAUGACCUAGCCAAGGAGAAGAAGCAGCAGAUGGCCUGCUACCGCGCACAGGUGUACGAGCAGCUGGAGCUGCACGGCCUCCUGCACGGCGAGCUGGAGAUGCGGAGGCCCCUGGACUUGCCCCUCCAGCCCCUGGAUCAUUUCAGCAGUCCUCACCACCGAAAGCCAGCCCCCUCACUGCCACAGCCAGAAGAGGUGGCCCCCGAAAGCCAGCUUGCCCACCAGCUUCUUCAGGAGAAGCCUUCCUCGAGCCCCCUGGCUCCUCCUCCGCGGCACACUGCAGUAGAACAGCUGCUGCCUGCCGGGGGCCCGCCUCCAAGGAGCAACGUGGACACCCUACCCUAUGACGAGCGGCCCCUCCCAGCCCCCCGCAAACAGCAAGCAGAAGUGUUGACAGAACCCGACGUAGGCGAGGCCGACCUGGGCACUGUGCGAAGAGGAGGUGUGGCCGGGGAGCCCGAGCCCCUGAGCGAAAAGGCCCUGAGGGAAGCCAGCUCCGCGGUGGAAGUGUUAGGAGAAACCCUGGUUGCCGGUGCCUAUUCCAAGACCUGGUCCUGCCGAGAGGAUGCGCUGCUUGGUCUGUGCAAGAGGCUGAUGGAGGUGCCUGUUGGAACCCUGAAGGAAGACGUGAAGAGCAUGCUGAGAGCAUCUGUCUUUCUUGUCAGAAGAGCCAUGAAGGACAUUGUGACCUCGGUCUUUCAGGCUUCUUUGAAAUUACUGAAAAUGAUGAUUACACAGUAUAUUCCCAAACAUCAGCUGAGCAAGCUUGAGACCACCCACUGUGUGGAGAGGACCAUUCCUGCCUUGCUUGCCAGGACCGGAGAUUCCUCCACCCGCCUGCGCAUCAUGGCUUCAAAUUUUAUUCAGGAAAUGGCCUUGUUUGAGGAGGUGAAGCCUCUCCAGAUCAUCCCAUCCUACUUGGUGCAGCCUUUAAAAGUCAACUGUUCGGCUCAUCUGGCCAUGAGUCAGAUGGACCUCCUGGCCCGGCUGCUGAGGGACCUGGGCACCGGGAGCACGGGCUUCACGGUGGACAGUGUGAUGAAGUUUGCAGUGAGCGCCCUGGAGCACAGAGUGUAUGAGGUCCGAGAAACAGCGGUCAGAAUCAUUCUGGACAUGUACAGGCAGCACCAGGCUCUCACUCUGGAGUACCUUCCUCCGGAUGACAGCAGCACGCGCAGGAACAUCCUCUAUAAAACUAUUUUUGAGGGAUUUGCUAAAAUAGACGGCAGGCCCACGGAUGCUGAAGUGAAGGCACAGAAAAAAGCAGCCACAGAAGAAGCAGAAAAACAGAAGAAGGAAGAGAUCAAAGUUCUGCAGGGGCAGUUGGCCGCGCUGCAGGAGACGCAGGCCCACGUCCAGGAGAAGGACAUCGAUACCGUGAGGCCCAAGAAUCAGGGAAGGAAAGCAGUCCCACCUGAGGAUCCGGAAAUUCCAGAUAACCACUACCUGGACAACCUCUGCAUUUUCUGUGGGGAGAGGAGCGAGUCCUUCACAGAAGAGGGCCUGGACCUCCACUACUGGAAGCACUGCCUCAUGCUGACCAGAUGCGACCACUGCAGACAGGUGGUGGAGAUCUCCAGCCUGACAGAGCACCUGCUGACAGAAUGUGACCAGAAAGACGGGUUUGGCAAAUGCCACCGCUGCAGCGAGGCCGUGCGGAAAGAAGAGCUGCCCAGGCACAUAAAGGCGAAGGAGUGCAAUCCUGCCAAAUCAGAGAAGCUGGCCAACCGGUGUCCCUUGUGCCAUGAGAAUUUCACACCUGGAGAAGAGGCAUGGAAGGUGCACCUGAUGGGCCCUGCCGGCUGCACGAGGAACCUCCGCAAGACACACAUCCUGCACAAGGCCCAGGCUGCGCUCCCAGGAAAAGGCCUCGCAGGGACCAAGUCAGGCAGCUCAGGAGCCAAGUCUGGAAGCAAGAUCCCCACCCCAAAGGGAGGCCUGAGCAAAAGCUCCAGCAGGACACACACAAAGCGGUGACAUGGGACCUUCCGUGCCCUGUCCACCAGGGACUGGGCAAGUGUUCCCAAACCAUUUCUCCUAAAACUCUUCUGGACGCACCAGCCCUGUCUCUGUCCCUGCUGCCCUAGGCCUCUCCUGUGCCAGCUCUCUGCUGUCCUACAAGUGAUGUAUGUGAAUCUGACCAAAGAGCCCCACCGUCGGGGCCCGCCGCCGCCCUGCGUGCUGAGCUCCAGGCCUGAUUUCUAUUAGGACAGAGGCACAUGGGCCAGAAGCCACUGCUCAGGGAGGAUCGGCACACGGAGCAUAUUCCUCCUUGCUGCCUGGAAAAGUCACCGAAGCCUGUGGCACAUGAGUCCUCGUCGCACAUGGCAGACUGUGCAGGGCACGAGCUCACUACAGUGCCCCGUGGCCCCGAGAGGGCAGAGUUCAGAACGAGCAUCUGACUGUGCUUUUCCUCAAGCCCAUCGGUCUCCACUCAGCCCAAGUAGUCACAGGGAAGCAAGGCCAGUGUCUGCAGGACUGUGUCCACUGUGGCAGGAAGUAAUGGUUAAGAAGAAAACCUGGAAAGCAGAUCCUGAAAUGACCCCGUCAGCACGUGCCCUGCUCCCGGCUUGCUUCCUGCCGCAGGCUGGUCAUGCCUUUGCCUGGGCCUGCAGCUGCUCUGCACUGGCAGUGUCCCGAGGAAGGAGUGUGGAGUGACUUCCCAGUGACCCUGCACUCACCCGGCCACAGGACGCCCGUCUCCAAACCUGUUUUGUUUCUGCCUACAGCAUCUUCCACAUCUGCUGACCCACCAGAAGCAUCCCACGCACUCCGCAGGCCCAGCCCCUCUGCCAGGUCUGUCCUCCAUCCUUCCUUGCCAUACUGUACCUGGGACCACAAGUCCACCUGUUUCCAGCAGUUCACACCAAAGCGCUGCUCAGGAGAUGACACAGCCCUCAGAAGCAGUCUCCUCCACAGCUCCUCCACCCUCCCCACAGGAGGCCUAGGCUUCCUUGUUAGACCUGCUAUUUCCCACAGCUGCGUGGAGAGGCCCAGGACCAUCUGGAACCUGCCGGAAAGCCCCAGUACAUCCUCACCUCAUUGUGCUGUCUCUGCGCCCAGGUGCCCAGUCCACCAGUGGCCAGGGUUGUGCUUGCUCCCUGUGGCCACACAGCAGGCUUUCAGAAUGCCACUUAGGAGUGUUUGGACUGAGGAAAUGAGUAUGGUGCGAUUAGUGUAUGAGUGUUUUUAAUUCCCAACCAUGUGAAACCACAAAAGGUAUGGUAACCAACAGCCUCAUGAGCCCCGACUCCUGGGUAUGUUAAUAACCAUUAAUCACUUCAGUUCCCAAACUAGUACCUCCAUUAGGGUUGUCUGGGAGUACUGGGUGAGAACAAGGCCUACCUAUUAGACGUCUUUCAGGUGUGGGAGAAAGAACGUAAACUGUGUGGGUCACGGCACAGCAUGCUCCUUCACUUCCAACAUGGCGGCCUUGGUUUCUAACUGCCCCCCCCCCCCAAGUACAGGUGAGACACUUCUUUAAGUAAAAUGAGAAAAGUUAACCAAGGAAUUAUUCUUUUCUCUUUGGACAAAACUUCAGAAAGAUACAUAUAAUGUUUUCUGCUCUAACUUAAAGAAGAUAUUUGUAAAAAUACUUCAUUUUUAGUGAUUGAUCAACAAAACUGGGCUCCUCCUCUGCUCUUUUGCUGGUGACAGAAGAAUCAUGUGCUUUGCUGAAAUGAUCCUAGCAGUGAGGAGUGGCCACUGAAGUUUUCACAGAGUUACACACUAUCCAGGGACCAGGAUUAAAGGGAGAAAAUAUAAAUGGAACCACAAGAUCCCUCAGCCAUUCAUAAAUAAAUAUCUAAAUUCAGAAUA
Marmota monax (woodchuck) is the source of this 4869-nucleotide messenger RNA. It is a transcript of the gene Cep104, whose product is annotated as centrosomal protein 104. Gene Ontology annotation, cellular component: cilium. Lineage: Eukaryota; Metazoa; Chordata; Mammalia; Rodentia; Sciuridae. The transcript has 22 exons. Bases 256 to 3027 code for a protein of 923 amino acids. The record is from RefSeq and is a predicted model, not a curated record.